GGUUAGUGACCAUAGUUGACAGGGUCUUACCCUGUGGUCCUUAGGAAGUCAGUCAAUAGGUUUGUGUCCGGAUAGGUCCAAGUGGUGAGGGGUGGGACCUUUGUCAUGCACCUGACACCACCAUGGUAGACACCCGACGCGGCACCUCCACUAUGUCGUACACAAAGGAGGAGGAGGCGAAGAUGGCCGCCAUCCUGCAGGAGAGAAAGGAGAAGAAGGAGGCCAAGAAGAAGGCCUUGAAGGAGGAGCAGGCGGCCAAAUUGAAGAAGAUGGAARAAGAGAUGGCCAGGGAGAAARAGASGUUAAAGAAGGAAGAAGAAGAGAAACUGAAGGCGGUGGAUGAAGAAGAGGACGGUCCGCCACUGCAAAGGAGUAGUGGGCAGCCCAGUAGUAGUACCRGUGGAGAMCUGGAGAAGAGGRUAUCUGAAUGGGUUGCYAACCUGACUGUGGGAGAAGAGGAAGAGGUUAGUAUGUAUAUCCCGCAGGAUCAGCAAGAAGCUGCCAUGAAGGUUUGGGAUGCAGAGAAAGACCCUCUUAAACGUCAAGCGWUKKAAGACGAGAAGAGGAUGGAAUGGAAAUUAGCGGUGAUGAGGGAGAAGAAGAGGAGAAUUGACAAGGCAGCGGAGGCGGCAGAGGCCUUAGAGGAAGUGAAGAAGAUAGAGGCGCAAUUAGCCGCCCAGCCCGAUCUCGCGAGUCAGAUGCGAGUCAUAGCUCGGAGCGUCGCAUGCCUGGCACGGGUUCAGGCAGACCAAUAUGACUUUAGCAGAAGUCAGGACAUAGCUGUGUGCUCGAUACGGUUGGGCUUUCGAGACUUUGCUCGUGAGCUGGUAGGCGUCGUUGGAGCCGAGGUGGGUCACCGCCUCGACAAGACUGAGCGGUUCUGCGCUGGCGCCAUUGAAGGCGUCAAGGCGGCAGCUCCCAAGGAGGAGGAAGCACGUCCUCCUCGCCGGGAGCCUGUCAAAGUCAWGUUCCCCGAUUCCUACAGUGGGAAGAGGGAGGAAAACUUUGACAAUUGGGAGGCCAACGUUAAGACCUAUGUGCACUUGCAACAGGUCUCCCCAGAUCAGCAAGUCCUAAUUGCUAUCCACGCGCUGAGAGAUGAGGCCGCCAGUUUUGCAAGGUCCCUAGACCCUCGAAGAGCAUCAGGACAUCUCAAGCAGGUCUUGAAGAAGUUGAGGGAAGCUAACUUCAAGAUCAAUGCAAAGAAGUGCGAUUGGGCAAAUACCCAAGUUCUGUACCUAGGCCACGUCUUAGACGGAGACGGCGUUAAGCCAAAAGAUAGCAAGAUCGCAGCGAUUAGAGAUUGGCCCACGCCACGUACGCUGACAGAGUUGCGCUCGUUCCUGGGCCUAGCUAACUACUAUAGGAAGUUCGUGAGGAACUUCUCCACCAUCGCUGCGCCCCUUCGCAGAUUGCUGAGAAAAGAGACAAUCUGGAAGUGGGACAAGGACUGCACGUCUGCCAUGAAGAAGCUAAAGCAGGCAUUGAUAGAGUAUCCGGUCCUUAAGGUCGUCGAUCCGUCCUUGCCUUUUGUCCUUACUACGGAUGCUAGCCAGUACGGCAUAGGCGCAGUGUUACAGCAAGACGAUGGCAAUGGCUAUAGACCCGUAGAGUUCAUGUCCGCCAGGAUGCCUUCAGAGAAGGUCGCGACAUCUACCUAUGAAAGGGAACUCUACGCUCUCAGGCAAGCCUUAGACCAUUGGAAGCACUACUUGCUUGGGAGGCACUUCAAAGUCUAUUCUGACCAUGAGACAUUACGGUGGUUAAAGACACAGGCCAAGAUGACACCUAAGCUUACUAGGUGGGCCGCAGAGAUAGAUCAGUAUGACUUUGAGCUCAAGCCUGUCAAAGGGAAGUACAAUGUAGUCACGGAUGCUCUGAGUAGGAGAGCGAAUUACUUUGGGGCAAUAGUACAUUACCUCGAUAUAGGGAAGGACCUGCAGCAGAGGGUUAGAGAAGCUUACGCGCAGGACCCUAUCUAUAGUGAGCUCCUUAAGAAAGUCAAGGAGGCCUCAGAGACUGAACCGAAUUACCGCACUACCGAAGGGUUGCUUUUUGAGAAGACUAAUGUGUCUGACCGCCUGUGCAUCCCCAAUAGCGAAGAGAUUCGUAGUCUGAUUCUGGGCGAAUGCCAUGACACAAAGGGUCACUUUGGUUGGCAAAAGACUUUAGCCAAUCUUAUGCGUGCGUAUACCUGGCCAGGGAUGAAGAAUGRCUGCGUAGAGUAUGUUCGCAGUUGCAAAGUCUGCCAGCGUAAUAAGAGUUCUACGCGCGCCCCGCUAGGUCUUCUCAGACCCUUGCCCAUUCCGGAUCAGCCGGGAGACUCAGUGUCAAUAGAUUUCAUGGACACUGAAGUCAAGAGCAGGCAUGGCAAGAGCCAAGUCAUGGUCAUAGGUGACCGCUUUAGCAAGUACGCAGUUUUUGUUCCUUUGCCUUCAGAGGCGCGUACUGAUUUAGUCAUACAGAGGUUCUUUGACUGUUGGGUUAGUGAGAACGGAAUCCCGCAGUCAAUAGUACCUGGUUUGAACUCACAGGACAACCAGGUUCUGUAUAUCUAUUCACAUGCUUUGCCCGAGCCCAUUCGCGGACAGCUCGUGGCAGAGGCAAAGUCUUGGAAGUACAACUAUCGACAAUUUCACGAUCUUGCUCUCCAACGAGAGCAGAUGACCGCUCAGGUAACGGGCACAUAUGCUUCAAUAGUAACGUCUGGAGGGGUUGGUGGGUACUGCAAGCGGGUCCAUUGGCGGCACAAGCGUCAGGACCACAUGCUCAUCGUCUUUGACGAUGAGACCGUUGAGAAGUUCCCCCUCGACGAGUCCGAAGGAGGAGGAGGUAAUAGCGGCAACAAGUCUGGGAAGGGUGACGUCGUUGUCGUAGUCGCCAACAAGGGAGGCCCAAGUCAAUGGAAGAAGAGAGGAGGCCACGCUCGUUUCACGAGCAUCCCAACAUCGCGUACGGGAAGCCCUGGGAAAAAAUGGGAAUAACACGUGAGAAGUGGCAGUCCAAGAUGGACAAUCGCCAAUGUCUCAAGUGCAGAACCGUGGGACACAUGAUAGCCUCGUGUCCCUUGAUCCGGAACCCAAAACUGAGCAGCCAGUAGGAAUAGCAUCUGGUCAUACUGAGUUAGGGGUUUAGACAAAGGUAAGGCACCGACAACCCCUUCUAACCCCACAACUCUUAAGGCAGAGGAUGGCUCUUCUUCAGCCCGUCGUCCAUAGCACCCUGACACUGUUCCUUGUUGUGUCUCACUGGACGAUUCCCUUGAUGAGAGCUCAGCAAUGAACUCACAACACUUCG
Molecule: messenger RNA, 3297 nt
Organism: Chara braunii
Lineage: Eukaryota; Viridiplantae; Streptophyta; Charophyceae; Charales; Characeae
Source: the annotation of a GenBank genome assembly